AUGGACCGCCUGGACCGUAUAUCUGGGAAACCGAUGAGUUCUCAUACUCGCUCUAAUGAAAUGCGUGACGAGACUCCUCAACCCCGCCCUUACGGGGCCACCGCCAGCGUACCGCCCACCGAUCGCUGCGUCCUCUUUGAAAUGCCCGGCGAGCUCCGUAAUCGCAUCUACCAGUACGCGCUCACCAGCUCCGCACCCAUCGUCUACCUCGCCGACAAGGAACCCUUCCACCCUUCCGCUUCCUCAACCGAAGCGACGACGCAUUCGAGCAAUUCGUGCAGCGCCAAGGAGAAGCGUGGAACCCUCAAAUUCAACGCCGGCGCCGAAUUCAUCUUCCACGAAACCGUCGGCAGCACCGGCGUGGCCAACUUCGUGCACUUCUACAAGCGCUGCUCGCCUGCGAACCAGGAGUGCAUGCGCGCCGUCAGCAUCAUCGAGCUGGAGAUGAAUGUUGACCACGCCGAUAGGGAUAUCCCCAUGCCAGCCAUGUCAAUCGCCAACAAUUACUCACCCUUGCCAUACGAGCGCUUCCCCGAUGCGGGCCCAAAAGAGGUGCGCCGGUUCAACCGUCGCGAGCCCAUGCUCAUCGGCCGCGCCGGCGAAGCGUCUCUCCUCCUCUACAACAUAUGCCGCCUCACACCCACUCUGCACGUCGUGCUGCGGUACACGGACCGCGACGGAACUGCGAGCUGGGACUGGAUCCAGGAGACGGGAACCGAGACCCGUCCCAUCUUUUUCUGCGAUGGAGCUCUGGGCUACAUUUGCGCAGGGAGCGCAAAUGCAUCGGAGGAUGCAACGGGGGACAUGUCUGGCGAAUCUAAGGAUGAGCGUUUCGACGGAAUUCUGGGUUGGAGAUGA
This is a messenger RNA of Trematosphaeria pertusa, 858 nucleotides long. RefSeq lists its product as uncharacterized. Lineage: Eukaryota; Fungi; Ascomycota; Dothideomycetes; Pleosporales; Trematosphaeriaceae. The transcript has 3 exons. The record is from RefSeq and is a predicted model, not a curated record. Bases 1 to 858 code for a protein of 285 amino acids.